UGCCGCACUCAGCAGUCUGUAUAAUAUUGUUCUCUUCAUACGCCGAUGAUUGCAUUCAACGGAUUAGGAUUUUGAUACCUUUCAGGUUUUGCACGUGCUGACGACACCGAAGAAAGGUGUAUUAGCCAUCACACGCAGUACAAUUCGGUGUGCCGGAAAAACAAUACACCGGACCGGAACUGUACGGAGCGGGGCGGGGCUAGCCGGGCGCAUGCGCAACGGAUUAUUAUAUGCUCAUAUCGAUGACGCGUUCAUAUGUGCAUGUACUCGAGUACAGCGCAUGUACGAAGACGCAGACCGGAACUCUCUUAUGUUUCAUCUUUUCUUUCGAAGGAAAAACAACACAGUACAGUAAUACGGCUGCUUGGCCUUCGUGUGACAGAACCGCCAUCAUAACAGCGCGGGGCGCAUUUUUCCUCCGCUAACGUGGCAAUCGCAUAACGCGCAGUAUACACAGUGUUUUGCUAUUAUUUGUGGGUGGUACAGCGUGAAUUGGUCAAUUGUUUUUGCAUUAUAUCCGACUGGAACCGACGAGUGGGAUGUGAAGUCCCGAAUUAAGGAGAUCCACCCGGGUACUAUUUACGGGUGCGCGUUUGUUGGUUUAUAUAUUAUUGUUAGUUAAAGCGGGAUCACGCGGACGGUGUAUAUAAUCGCCGGUCAGCAUCGAUGCGGUGCGUCUGAAUGGUCGCGAUUACCGGUGUCUGAGAUCGGGAAUUUCCAAUCUUAACCGGCAUAUUUCAUCCCUACACUGCUGGGAAAAUGAUCACGCUACGAAUCCUUCCGUUUUUAUUACUGGGAAUAUUUAAGGUACCCGGCAUAUCGGCAUCCGGAGUGCUACAUGUGGAAGUGCUCAGCUAUACCAGUCCAGGUGCAUCGAGGAUACGACCGUCGUCCCUCUGCUGUGAUGCCGGCGACAGCGCCGAGCCGGCCUGCUCGGCACCUUGUGAUAUUUUUGUAUCGAUAUGUAUUAGCAAAGAGAACCUCAAAUCCCGUUUUCCCAAAGGCCUGACGGAUGCGGACAGCAUUGACUGCGGCGAUGGGAAGCUGAUCGAUGCGCGGCUGCCCUCGCCCUUCGGGUAUCCCGACGGUGCCCGGGUGCCGGCUAAUCUGCACUUUAAGAGCGCCUUCGACGGCCGGUGGGCGGGAUAUCAGAAUAUUCGUCUGCAGUUGCGACGCGGCGAUAAGAACGGGAAUACAGAGAGUGUCGACCGGUUUAGUGUCAACUAUUUCAAGACCGAUGCGUUCGAUGAAGGCAGCUAUACCGGGAAGGUCUUCACGGCGUCGGGGAUCAGACCGAAUUCUACAUCCAAGCUGGAAGUGCGCGUGGCCGCUGUAUGCGACUACACGUCGUCGCGUAGUGUGGCACCCUACUGCGAGAACGCACCAUGCAGCCCGACAGAUGACUGCACUGGCCAUUACACCUGUCAUCCGGCCACCGGCAAAAAAGUGUGCUUAAACGGAUGGACCGGAACCAAGUGUAAUGAGCGCUUAGCACUGCUGCCCGCCUGCGCCAAAGAUCAUCAGUGUGCCAAUGGUGCACCGUGUAUCGUCAACGGAACCUCACCCAGUGAUUACUACUGCUGCUGCUCCGUCGGCUGGCACGGUCCCCACUGCGAUAAACCAGCCGGCAUCGAUUUCGCCCGUCUGCGCGUCAAAACCACCAGCCUCGAUGACGAAUUCAACAGCCUAUCGGAUGCCGUUGACGAUGAAUUCCUCCCGGCCGAUUUGGUCAUCAGGCCGCAGAUCCGCAAGGUCCGCCAAGCUCCGCCCAACCCCACCAUUCGGGUGGGCGUGCAGGUUCCCGAGACCGCCGGCCGCGUCCUCCUGGUUCCGACCGUCAACGCCACCGCCCCGGGUUUCGUCGGGCACCGACCGCUGUUCAACAUCAACGCCCAGACGGAUCCGCAAAUCUUCAGCUCCAUGCAGCUGAUCAACAUGGUGUCGCCGGUGGACGGAGCGUUGGGCGUGCAUAAAGUGGCCAUUAUGAACGCGCCCAAGAGCAUUCAGGACUUGGAGGCUGUCCUGCAGACGGCAUGGUGGAAUGCCAAUUUUGGUAACAAAGCCCAAGGUCUGUCGCAGAGCGCGGUGACCGUGAAAAUCCUGCAGUUCCGCGAUUAUGGCCUGUUUUCGGAUCAGGGAAUCCCUGUGAUCGAAGCAACCUACGCCGUCGGUCUCAACCGCUCCAUCGUGCCGGCCACCUUCGACACCUCCACGGUCCGCCUGCCCGACAUCCAGGGAUUGACCCGCGCCCUGCAGACUCGUGAUUUGCAGUUGUGCGAUUGUGAUGUGUACGAAGGACGCUAUCUCCAUUUAGUCGGGAUUGUCAGCGUCGGCUCCAACGCCACCCAGUACCAGCAGGCCAUGCAGGCGGUCUGGUUGAGUGUCGGGCCGGAACUGCGCUGUGGCAACUGCCAGGUCAGCGUCCGCUUCGCCCGGACCGUCAUCACAGUGGGAACAGCCGGGGUGCGAUUGACGACCAUCCCAUACGUUGUGCUGCUGAACAAUAAAGUCUGGGCGACGCAGACCUUCGUGAAUAUGCAGCUGGAUCCCAGUGCCGUCGAAACGGCGCUGGCGGCGGUCGGGCAACCGGUGCAAGUGUACCAUGGAACGCAGUUGCCGGUUUACGCCGCACUGGCCUUCGUCAAUUACCUCAACGCUAACAUCCACUUUCAAGAUAUCCCGGCGGUGCAGCGAAGUUUACAAUCGUAUCUGGACGCUCGCAUGCCCCGACCCCCGGUACUUGCAACGGUAUGGAAUCUGGAGCCGUUCUUGGAUCCCACUGCGAACGUCAUUACGCAAUCGUCCUACUUCCUGUCCCUGCCCAACGGCGAGGUCAUGGACCCGCGUCUCUUCUACGCUCCCCCCAUCAUCGACAUCCUCUCCCGACAAAGCGAGGGCAACGUAUCGACCUUCACCGGUGAGACAUUGGGCAUCCACCCAGUGUACCUGUACGGCGACAUCAACGCCAAUCUCCUCCGCUCCGUGGCCGAGAUCCUCAAGAUGACGUACGCCGAGCAGAACACCGGCCAGGUCAACCCCGACGACGUCCAGGUGGCCGUGGUCAGUAUGGACAAUGGCUUGGUCCAGGCUUUGCCGCCGCAAAGCGGGAUGACCCGGGUCACCGAGCUCCACGUGUCGGCCAUGGUCGGCGGUGUCGACCCGGACCGGAAGCCCAAUCUGACGCCCUUCCACCAGAUGUUGACGGCGCCGGAUUCGCAGAAUGUCCUGGAUACACGGUUGACGGCAUUCGAUACCAAAGUGUGCCGGAACUGCCAGUUUAGGAAGCUGCGUACGUUGAAUUUGUUGCAAGUGGACCCUACCACGGCGUCGGUGGCUGAUGCGCAGGCUAUUAUGGACAAGCUCUUCUCGGCGUGGAUUGCGGCCAAUCCCGAGUCACCGUGGCUGCCGAUGAAUUUGAUGCUGGCGGGGCGGGACGAUUCGUUAGCCAAUGAAAAUGGAACACUGGUAUCCCAACUUUUAUACUCGGUGGGCUACCCGCUGCCAAACUUCAACUGGUACAUUCCCCGCGAUCCAUCUAACGACAAUCUGGAGCGUCAACUUGCCCUCGUCAAAGCCGUGCCGUUUUUCGGUACACCUAUUCUGCCGCAACGGAUCUCCCUGAACAAACAUAUGGGAGCGGCUGAUCAGACGCUUUUCGCUACCGCCGCCAUGCGGGCGUGGGCGGAAGACAAAGAUGAUUUGAGACUGUGCCUGCAACCGGAUGCCAACUGCUUCAUCGCUGUGGCUGAUGCCGAGAAUCCAGCCGUUAACAAUGUCAAUGGCAAUCCGCAGUAUCUUUACAAAUAUUUCAUCCUGGUAAACGAUAAAGUCUACACGCCUACCAGCCCGCUCUCCCAAUCCCAACUGAUCAAACUCCGCAACACCAUGGACGCCACCAGCGGUACCGGAGCGGGCGGCGCCGUCGUGGUCAUCGCUCCUCCGGCCGGCUCCAACAUCACCAUCGCCGUGACCCAGGCGCCCACGACGACGACCACCACACCGGCCGUUCCUGCCACCCUCCCCGGCGGGGCAGCGGCACCUCCUCCCCUCAACUUCACCCACUCGCUCAACAUGGUGGUGGGCACGGAGCGCCAGAAAGCCAAAGUCCUGGACGCCGUCAAGAACGUCUGGUCGAUGGCACUCGGCCCCAACGUCACCAACGUCCGCCUAAUCCCGGUGUCCGACCAACCCGGUUUCCCGGAUCCAUACACCGCGGACGGCCUCCCCAUCCGCACGGUCGUCUACUUGGUCCAAUGGACGCCGGUCGGCACCUACAACAUCCAGAAUGCGGUGUCGCUCUUCAACCAGCUCCUCCCAGCGGCUAACAUCCGGGAGAUCCAGUUGGCCAACCCGGGCGGCAGCACUCCAGCACCCCCUUCGGCGUUUGUGGUGGACUUUGGUAAAUCUCCGGUCAACCAGUCUGUGGCAGUGGUUCCUAUUAUCGUUCCACCGGCACCUGCGGCCCAGAAUCAGUCGGUUGGACCCCAGGCUGUGGUCCCGAUUCUUGGUCGUAGUCCCGGACCCAAUUUGAACGCCACGACUACCACGGCGGCAUCCGUCGGUCCCGCCGCCCCGAUUCUAAUCAUCCCGGCGGCCUCCACCGCGACAACGGCGGCCCCGAACGUCAUCAAGGGUCCCUUUGUCAUCCAUGAUACCCUCGCCAUCACCGCCGACACCAAACGCCAGCGGGACCGCAUCCUGGAAGAUCAGGUCAAACCCCAGUGGGUCCAGGCGCUCGGUCCGGGUGUCCCGCGGUUCAACCUGAUCGUCAAAGGUGACCAGACCUACUCGACACCCUCCGCGCCAGAAGGCAAGACGCCCGCUGGCAACAGUAUCCGGCAGAUUAACUACGAUAUCGCUGGUGUGUCUGGUGCGCCGAUAGAUACCACCGCCGCCUUGAACAAGUUCCAUGAAUUGGCGGGACAGGCCGGUCUCCAUGACGUGUGGGCCAUUCCGGAUCAGUACGGCACCAUGGUCUUGGCGUCGACCAUUCCCAAAGCCACAACGACCACGGUGGCGUCCGCUGUCGGCCCUGCGGUGGCAGUCAUCAUUCCCGCAGGACCGGUGGCAACAACUGCUAAGGUACCCACAACGCGCCGCCCGGUGGUGGCCCACGGCGACUUCAGCUUGCCGGACGUGAUUGCCAUUACGGCGGACACACGGCGACAACGGGAUCGCAUCCUGGAAGAUGAAAUCAAACCAGUCUGGCGUGAAACAUUCGGAAAAAACGUUUCCGAUGGCUUUAAAUUCACCGUGAAAGGCGAUAGCACGUUCAAUCCACCGAGCACUCCCGAAGGCAAGAGCAUCCGCCAGAUUGCCUAUACCGUCGACGGAAUGUCCACCGUGGACCUCAACUUCAACGAAGCCGCAGACCAGUUCCACGUGCUGGCCCUCAACGCCGGCCUCCCGAGUCUGUGGGCGGUGCCGGAUCCCUACGGCAACUGGAUCCUGGCCUCGUCCGUCCCCAAAAAGACCACCACGACGGCCGCCCCUACCACCACCACCGCCAACGCCACCGGACUGGCGGUCAUUCCGAUCGUCAUCCCCGGUUCCGGCGAAUCACAGCCGACCCCGGCGCCAACCGAGGCACCGGUUCUGGUUCCGGAAGGCACCACCCGUCCCCCGCUGAUCGUCCCGCCCGGACCCUUCACCAUCCAGGACGUGGUGGGUGUGGUGGCCGAGACGAAGCACCAACGCGACCAGGCCUUUGCCACCGCCAUCCAACCGGCGUGGCAAGCGGCGCUGGCACCCGUCACGCAGUUCAACCUUCAGCCCAUCACGGACACCGCGUAUACCACCGCGACCCAGGACAACGUCAACGGUGUCCGGUUGGUCGGUUACGUCGUCAACGGAGUGGCUGACGCUCCGUUUGACACCAACGCCGCGCUGGAACGCUUCCAUGAUUUGAUCGGCGGGGCCAAACCCCCGGGAGUGUACGCCAUCCAGAAUAAGUAUGGGAACCUGGUGGAGGUGGCCAGCCUCCCCGCUCCCGCGGCGACCACGACUCCGGCUGGAAUAUUACCGGUGUUUAUCGUCCCAGGACAGAACAAUCAGACCGCGGUGGUAACCCCAAACGGCACCGUCAUUCUCCCGGCCCAACCGGCCACCGCCAUCCUUCCGUUUGAGCCCCGCGCGUCCGGAAGUGUGCUGCUAAAGAGUUACGCCGAUACCGACGCGCCGGCGAUCCAGGACACGCUGGACCAAUUGUGGGCGGGUGCGCUCGGUGCUCCGGCCGAGAGUAUCAAGAUCGCUCAGUUGAACAGCAGCGGACCGACCGGCAACACCACCGCGGACGGCGCCCCGAUUUACAGUUAUAACUAUCUCUUGUUGGCACUGCCCAAUGUCACCGCCAACGUUUCGGACGCUUUCCCCGCAUUCAUCCAGAUGCUGACCAACGGUGACCUUCAAGUGAACCCAGAGGCGCCGGCUAAUAUCACGGAGCAGGUCAAUAAAAACGACACGGCGAUUCUCGGUGUGCUUCAGAGUCUACAGCCGGUAACUACCGUUGCGCCAAGAACCAGUACCGUCGCGCCGGGACCGGCCGUUGUCUCUGUAUUAAGUUUCAAGGAAAGCCAAGACGUGAUUAUUCCGGAUGCGAGCGCAGCACAGCCGUUUAUGGAUGGAUUGAGACAUUUGUGGGCACAGGCUGCCAACGUCGAAGAUCCGGCAGUGCAAAUUGGCUCACCUAAACUCACCAAAUCCGAUCCGCCCCGCGUCGCUCCCAACGGCGUGCCAAUCCAGAACCUAGUAUACGACGUCACCAUCCAGAACAAUAGCGACCCGGUGAAUGUGAUCCGCGCCCGCGAGAGGGCCUUGGCACCUAAGUCCUCCAUCGCCGGCAUGCUGUUCUUCGGUUCCACCCUGGCCGCCAACACCACCAACACCAGCACGGCGACCAUCGUGCCCAUCCCGGUACCGCUUCCAGCGGGAGCGACCACCGCCGCCCCGGUGGUGGCCACCACUUUAGCGCAACAAGCUUUGCCACCAGCGCCACCUGUGUACUACCACGACCUGGACGCCCACAUCGCCAACAUGGACGUGGUCAAUCAAUUGCAGAACGACCUCGGGGUUCUUUGGUCCCAGGCGUACGGUGUCCCACAAGGAAACGCCCAAGUGGUCGUCCAGGGAAUGCAGCCAGUGGGUGUCGACGAGAACCAGCGACCCAUCAGCCGGGUCCAGUACACUGUGCAGGCACCAAAGAACGAGACGCCGGAGAUCAUCGAUACCUUUACGAAACUGUUACUGAACUCGCCCAUCAAGGACAUCCUGGUGGUACCGAGUAACCCAGCGCCGCCGGCCGGAAAAACCUCCCAUUCGGUGGAGAUCGCCGUGUCCAACCCACAGGAACUCGACGCCGUGUACAGCGGGCUGCGCAACUCGUGGGCCUCGACGCUCGGCUUGGACCAACAGCCCGGGGCGGUCACCGUGGCCCUGACGGCGCUGUUGCCCGAGAACGUGGCCACCCAGAACGGCGUGCGCGUCCAGAAUGUCACGUAUGAUCUCACCGUCCCGCCCAAUGUCGCGGUGGGCCCCGAGCAGGAGCAGGCAUUCAUGCAGGCGCUCUUGGCGUCACCCGCCCGACCGUAUCUCUUUGUCCGUGGUGAACCUGUUCCAGCAACCACGACCGCGCCCAAUGGAUCCGUGUUUGUAGUCCCGGUCCCGGUUCCUGUCCCAAGUGGACCGGCGCCGAUUGCCCUCACUGACUCCAUCAUUCUCACGCCCACCUCCCGAGGCGCCACCGCCAACAUUAUGGUACCGGUGAAACAAGCCUGGGUGACCGCUUUGGGACCCAGUGCUUCCGACGUCCAGUUGACGAUCAAAUCGGACAGACCCUACAGCCAACCAACCACCGAAGAAGGCAAACCCAUUCGUAAUAUCACCUACGACGUAACGGGAGUAUCCAGUACCGGCCCGGUCGAUGAGUACGCCGUGAAGGAGAAAGUUCGGCAGCUGUUGGCCACGAAACCGGUUGACAACGUCUUCCUGGUGCCGCCUCUGGGAGAGCGUCCGGCGACGGUUGCCACAGUGGCGCCGGAGACCACGACCAACGCCUCGGUGCCGAUCGUGCCGGUGGUGCUGACCACCGCCCCCGCGGAGACCACACUUGCCCCGGGUGAGACCGCUACGACCGCCAAUGCCACCGGCCUUGCGGUGAUCCCGGUCGUUGUCCCCGGUACCGGCGCGGAAGCCACCACCGCGGCACCGGUGACCGCCAUGAAAUUCCUCCAACUGCGCCGCCCGGUGAAGGCCGGCGAUGAAGCGGAGAUCGCCGCUCUGAUCGCCGCGGCGUGGGCGGAAGCCAACAACCGGUCGCCCAACGAUAUCCAGGUCAACGUCACUAAUAUCGCCCCCACCGUCGACGAGAAAGGUCAGCCGUCUUCCAACAUUACAUACUUACUGACAUCGCCGACCGCGCUCGUGGUCCCGGAAGGCCCGGCGAUGACGCGAGUGCUGGCGCAGAAGAACUGGCCGGUGUGUGAUCAAUGUUUCAUGGUGCCGGAGCAGAAGGUCUUCAUGACCAUGCCUGAUCCGCAUCACAUCGACCCGACGGAGAUCCGCAAGGGCCUGAACCAAGGGGUCACCCUGGCCAAUCCGGACAUCGAUAGCACCAGGCUCCAAGUGGGCUUCCCGCAGUCCUCCCCACCCAAGGCCACGGAGCUGGUCAGUGAGGAUCAAAAACGGCUGCUUCAGGUCAACUAUUUCGUGGCGGCAAUCAAUAACCAGAACCAACUGAUGGGAGCACUUCCGCCCAAGGUGGACCAGGUCCAGGCGCAGUUCCCGGACCGCACCGUGUACGCCGAAGGGGAUGCGCGCCUGCGUGAACCGGUAAUUCUCCACAUCCAACGCCGCGAUGACGCCUGGCAGCCGGAAUACAACAAUCCGGAUCAGGUCCGCAAGAAUAUCCGCGAGGAACUGGAGCGCAUCGGGGAUAAGGCGGUGAAGAACGUGGCCGCCCAGCGGAAUCUUCCCUGCAACGACUGCACCGGAAAGGUCCUGGAUGUCAUGGAUCUGUACGGCCGCUUCGGGCGACACUUCCUGAAGGUCAUCAUCUACCCGGAGAACAUCGGCAACGGCUACCCGGAUGCCAGCGUGAUUGCGGAUAUUAAGAAGGAAGCGGAGGGUCUGAUUAAUAACUCCAAACAGCCCAUCACGGUAUCACCAGAAUCGGACCGAGCUACGAUGGCUACGGAUCCGGAGAAGGUGUACUUCAGGGAUUACCGCGGACGCCCGACGAUCUAUGACAUACGCAAUAAGGAGUCAGAAUUCCUGCAACCUUGGCUCAACAUCAACCCUGAUUGUAAACCCGUCGGCAAGGUGGACUGCGGUCUGCAUGCACUGAUGCUGUCGGCGGAAACCCGGCAAGCCAUUUCUGACGGGUCCAAGGUGACACGCGUGUACUACAUCGUGGAAGCCAAAUCACCAUACGUCCAUUAUCCCAUACCCAGGGACAUUAACACCCCGAUCCCCAGCCAACGCCUCCGCUCCAUUGUCAUGCCGAAUAGCAGCCAUGCCGCCCACAACCUCGCCGAACGCCACGCCAAGCACGCUCGCUCCGUGAUGACACGAGAAGCCCAUCGCUUCCGUCGCCAAACUGGCGACGAGGCGCCUCCCACCGGCGGUGAGGCUGCCACGCCUGUACAAGGUGCCGCUGCCGCUGUUCCAGCCACCCCGGCGCCAGAAACCGUCGCGCAGCCGGUACAAGCCGCCCCACAGCCAAUACAACCCGUUCCGCCGCAAGUGGACACACCCGCACAACCGGUCGCAGCCGUCGUUCAACCAGUAGACGCCGUUGUGCAGCAACCAGCCGCCAACGUCGCGCCGGCGGACAACGCCAACGUCCAGCUGACCAAUUCCACCGCGGCCCAGACACCGAUACAGUUGUACUGCUACAUGAAAAACAACGGCACGUUCAUCCCUUAUUUCAGCGAGACCGUACUGGCCCUGAAGGAUGAUUCUCAGGGAGCCGGUAGCGCUACCAAUGCCCCCGCCGUCCCGGCGGCAGCCGCAGCCCCGACCACAGCGGCACCGAAUGCCGGCAGCGAGGACGACGCCUCGCUCCGAAUCGGCGCACCCCAAUGUACGGACUGCGUUUGCGGCAUUCCGGCUUAUAAGAUUCUUCUCAAAGGUCACGUUCCUAAGGACCAAGUGGCCAAUGUUACCAGGGACAUCGGCCGAGCGUGGAGGGAUACCCAUGGUGCUAUUCUGAAAGAUGAAGCCGGCAUUGAUCUGGAUAAAUGGGUGCCGUAUGUUGUCGAACAGGAACCGAACUACGAUUACCGCGAUGCCAAAUACGGUAACUUAACAUACUUAACGUACACGAUCCUCGUGGCGAACGGAACAACGGAUGAUUUACUGAUCCCCGAUUUGACGCAAGAGCAACUGGCAGCUUACGGCGCCAACGCCACGUACCCGCCCUGCAACGACUGCCAUCCGCUGAUGGACUACGUAGCGUUUGUCGGUGGUCUGCCGACCGACAAUGGCACCAACAGCGUUGUGGCUAAAGCGCUGGCCGACACCUGGAGCGAUGGAAAUCGGGAAGCGGUCAAGGUUGCUGGUAGCCCAUUCACUGUUGAUCCAAACUACUCAUUAACAGGAGGCUACAGCGCUAAGAUUGGAAACGCCAGCAUUCCCGUACAGCGUCUGGAUUACACGGUGGCCGUUCCGCCCAACACAACAUGGAAUAUGCUGGACUGGACUGUCAUCGGUCUGCCCGACUUGGAAACUUUCAACAGCCACUUCCGCUCGGACGUCAGUCCCAAUGCCACGGUGUAUCCUUAUGAAACGGUGACUGCUACCAGAGCGGCAUCGACUGAACCUGAAUACAGGCUGACAACAACGCCCAACUGGCUACCGGCAGCCAUUAUUGUUCCUCUCUUCGGUGCCAUCCUUAUGGUCUUGAUAAUUGUCUGCCUCAUAACAAGGGCAAGUCGGAUCUUCCGCAGCAAGAAGACCGUGGUCAUCACCGACCCGGCCAUGAUCCAGACGAUGCACCCCAAUGAUUCGCCUUUCAAAGAGGGCAACGGCAAAUCCAACCAUGGUUUCGAUGAUUUCCACGGUGGUGUACGACAGGAUAUCAGCAAAGUAUGAAAGGAAACGGCAUAGUCACGGUACAUUGCGAGAGUGUGCCGUGUGCGCGCCGGUGUUUGCUCAGUAUAGUCCUAGAUUUUGACCAAUUUACUUCUCCCCCCGGACAAAGAAUGUGGCUUUCUUUUUUUGUGGAUUUACGACUAUAAUUGUGUAGGUCAAUAUUCUUACAUGUUACUCAUUGGUUAGUGAGAUUUUCCCUUCAGGUUGCGCAGCUAAUUGAGUGUUGACUUGAGGCUUUGAUAUUCUUCCUUUGGCAUUCUUCGCUUAGUUGUUGUUAUGUUUGAAUCAAAACUGCUGUGUUUUGUUUCUCGCUGUUAAAAUUGUUCUGCAUGAAAUACUCUUAUCGGCAAAGAUGUUAAUGUUAUUUUGUCACAAAUAUCAUCUUAUGGCUUCCGAAUCAUACCGGUGUAUAUAAAUGUCGCAGU
Messenger RNA from Paramacrobiotus metropolitanus, 11513 nucleotides. RefSeq lists its product as uncharacterized. The record is from RefSeq and is a predicted model, not a curated record. The coding region runs from base 760 to 11088 and encodes 3442 amino acids. The transcript has 23 exons. Gene Ontology annotation, cellular component: membrane. NCBI's taxonomy places the organism in Eukaryota, Metazoa, Tardigrada, Eutardigrada, Parachela, Macrobiotidae. Gene Ontology annotation, biological process: cell communication.